AUGUGGCAGCUUCGUCAACACAAAUUUUUCAAAUCAGCCAAGAGAAACGCAAUCCGAGUGGAGGACGAUUUUGGGAGCGAUGAAGAAUCCUAUUCCAAUGAUACUGACAGUGACGAUGGUUAUGAGGAUGAAGAGAGUGGAAGGGGAAGUUUCAUAACCUUGGACGGAGAUGGUGAUGAAGAAGAGGAAUACAGUCAUGAUUCAGAAGAUGAGCAUCGGGAUCAUCAGUUUAUCAACUCCCGUUUUAGAGGCUAUUCACGAAACAGAAAUUUAUCACGUAAAAACAAAUUGUCAAGAAGAGGUAAUAGUGUUGAUCAAACUCAUCGUCUCAAAAAACAGAAACAUGAAAAGUUAGAGUGUACAUUAGUGAUAGGAGUUGUUGUGUUUGGAUUAGCAUUAUUAUUAAUUUUAGGAUUUAUUACCAUUUAUUCAAAAUCAAACAAUAAUCAUAUUUUGCAAAAGGACAACGAAAAAGGUUUUAUUGUUCAUAAUUCAAAUGAAGAUGAAACUAAAAUUGAUAAUGAUGGAGAUGGACAUCACUCACAUUCUCAUAUUUUGCGAGGAGAUGCAAAGCAUGGGAAGAGAAAGGCUAGAACGAAAAUUCCCAAAAUUCGAUCUCGUCUCCACCAUCAUGCAGCUAGCAAUGCAUCCUCGUACUUUGAAUCGAUCUUACCAGUUUUACCGUUUGACGAGUUCAUAUUUGAAAAUAAUCCAAUCUCCAAAUAUCGAUUUUACACAAAGCACAAAAUGAGUAUACAAAGAUUUGACAAUGUUCAUCUUGGAAAACAUACACCACUUGUGUCUGUCAUAACCACGUGCAGGAAUUUGGUAGAUGCGUUUAAGCAUACACGAGAUUCAAUUAUUCAUCAAACUUUGAAGUAUUUUGAAUGGGUGGUAAUUAGCGACACAAACGAUGCGAAAGGUAAACCAAAAGACUUUUUGUUAAAAGCUCUGAGGUUGAGUCCAAUGUCAAAUUUGAUUUCACAAACAGAUGCAGAGUCAGUUUUUAAGAGCGACAAAAUAACUCUUGUACAAAUGGCAAAAGAGCUUUCAACAGGAGCGCUAAGAAACAUCGCCACCAAGCAUAUUUCCCCUUAUUCUAGAUAUCUCAUGUUUUUGGAUUCAGGAGACAUGUUAGAACCCUCUGCCUUAGAAAAGAUGUUUUUAUUUAUUGAGAUACAAAAAGAGUCUAGGAAAAACCAAAAGAAGGCCCUUAAAACAAUUUCAUUGAUUAAUUCAAAUAGCGUGCAAUUUUCCAAAAUAUACUUUUUCAAUUUUGAGAAAUUCCAAGAGAUGACCCAUAGGAUUCCUUUUGAACCAACACCAUUCUCUAGCUUCAUGAUUGAAAAAGAAGUAUUUGAUAGCGUAGAUGGAUUCAACACUCAAUUUGAUAACGGACUAGAGCUAUGGGAUUUUUGGAUGAAAUUUAUUAAUGCAGGUCACAGAGGAUGGACCAUGUCAGAAACUUUAAUUUGGAAUCGAAUUGACGAAUCCAGGAAAAUAGGAACCAGGGUCGAGCAUGAACCUAAUUCCCAAGAGCACGAAUUUAUUGAGACACACCUUAAAAAACUCUAUCCAUCGCUGUACAAAAAGAAAGCGCUGGAAUCGCUUAAAAAGCAUGGAUAUCUGAAAAAAAUUAAUCCUGAAGUACAAAUUUCCAAACCAAUCAUACGAAGAUUGUCCCAUCAACAUCACAAAGUUCACAAAGGAAACCACAAAUCAAUAUUGAUUAUUACAGAAAAUUUAAAUCAUGACUUGCACAAGUUGGAGAUCGUACAGCAGUUAUUGACAGCUUUUUCUUUGGAGUACAAUUGGCACGUAACAAUUAUCACAACUGAUGGAUCAGGGUUUAACCACCGAUACAAGUCAGAAUUUGAGAGAUUUACCAAUGACGUGUUUCAUGUGCGAAAUAUUGUAGACUCCAAGGAACUGGUGAACGAAAAGCAUGUGUCGCUUCUAGCGAUGUAUUUAAUGAGCUCAAGACACAUCCACAACGUUUUCAUUUUCGAAAGCCAAUUAGCUUAUAAGAUUUUACACAUGAUUCCACAGGCCAUAGCUGAUUAUACGCAUGUCAUAGAUUACAUGUACUCCACUCAUACUACUGAGUACAUUAAGGAAAGUGUUAAGAAUGAUGCACUGUUGCACAAGACUUUUCUAUCCUCAAACGAUCUCUCGUCUAAUUUUGGACAGUUCAUCGAAAUUAAGUCCGACAAGAAGGCGUUGCUGUUUCCUUCUGCUGUCAAUAAUCAUGCAUGGUCACCUUUGAAUUCGGUUACAGAGUUUUCACAAUAUCGUUAUCAAGAAGAGAAGGCACAAAGAUUUUCAAUGUUAGGAGACAAACAAGUUUUGGAAUUUGAUAACAAUGACCAUCUCGUGCUAAGUUAUAUAAUUUCUGGAGAGGAAAAUUCUCGUUGCGACAGCAUGAUUCUCAAAAUUCUUUCCAAGAUAUUGCAAAACACACAAGAAAAUCUAAAGAGCAUCAAAAUAAUGCUCCUUACCGACAUACGAUCAUCCUAUCUAUUGGAUCAACAUCCAGAUCCGCAAAAGCGAAGCGUAGAAUAUUUAUCUGAACAAGCCAAAAUUUCAUCUCAAACACUUGCUCCGUUCGAAGAAUUAGCAAAGAAUCAUCCAUCCAGAGUUUUAUUUGUCAAACCAACCACACAAUCCACCACAAGAUCUCUUCGAAACGUUUUGAAACGCUUUUCUCCCCUAGCUCAUAUUACCUUAAUGACAGAAACAUGUCCUAAUGUGGCCAAAGAUUCUCCUUCUGUCACGCUUGCACCAACAAUUUUCCAAGCGAUGGCCAUUAAGAACGCAGUUAUCGCCCUCCACAACAAUAAUCCGUCUGUAGAGUCUUUUUUCAAGAGUUUAACGUUGGAGGUUCUGUUUCCUUUGAUCUGA
This is a messenger RNA of Naegleria lovaniensis, 2901 nucleotides long. RefSeq lists its product as uncharacterized. The transcript has a single exon. NCBI's taxonomy places the organism in Eukaryota, Heterolobosea, Eutetramitea, Acrasida, Naegleriidae. The coding region runs from base 1 to 2901 and encodes 966 amino acids. The record is from RefSeq and is a predicted model, not a curated record.